Molecule: messenger RNA, 2354 nt
Organism: Candoia aspera
Lineage: Eukaryota; Metazoa; Chordata; Lepidosauria; Squamata; Candoiidae
Gene: BIN1
Product: bridging integrator 1
Exons: 20
Coding region: 122-1969 (615 amino acids)
Biological process (GO): regulation of endocytosis
Cellular component (GO): synaptic vesicle; plasma membrane; cytoplasm
Molecular function (GO): phospholipid binding; tau protein binding
Source: RefSeq, a predicted model, not a curated record
GUCCUAAGCUUUUGAGAAGGGCUAUGGCCAUUGUUUCGGUCCUAGUCUUUCUUCCCUUCCUCUUAGUCUGAUUAAUUUUACCACCGUCGUACAGAUUUUUUUUUAAAAAAAGGACGGCAAGAUGGCUGAGAUGGGCAAGGGAGUCACCGCAGGGAAAAUAGCCAGCAACAUGCAGAAGAAGCUGACCAGGGCCCAAGAGAAGGUCCUCCAGAAACUUGGCAAAGCUGAUGAAACAAAAGAUGAGCAGUUUGAACAGUGUGUGCAAAACUUUAACAAACAGCUGUCAGAAGGAACCAAGCUACAGAAGGAUCUCCGGACAUACCUGACUUCAAUUAAAGCAAUGCAUGAAGCCUCCAGGAAACUUGCAGAGUGUUUGCAAGAAGUAUAUGAACCGGAUUGGCCAGGAAGGGAUGACACUAACAAAAUAGUAGAGAACAAUGAUCUGCUUUGGAUAGACUUUCAUCAGAAACUGGUAGAUCAAGCACUGCUCACUAUGGACACCUAUCUUGGCCAGUUCCCAGACAUAAAGUCUCGCAUUGCUAAACGGGGAAGGAAACUUGUAGACUAUGACAGUGCCAGGCACCAUUAUGAAUCUCUUCAAACUGCAAAGAAGAAAGAUGAAGCUAAAAUUGCCAAGCCUGUCUCGUUGCUUGAGAAAGCUGCGCCUCAGUGGUGCCAAGGGAAGCUACAAGCGCAUCUCGUAGCUCAGACUAACCUGCUGCGGAAUCAGGCUGAAGAAGAAUUAGUAAAAGCCCAGAAAGUAUUUGAGGAGAUGAACAUUGAUCUUCAGGAAGAACUGCCUUCACUAUGGAAUAGCCGUGUUGGUUUCUAUGUCAACACAUUCCAGAAUAUUGCUGGCUUAGAAGAGAAUUUUCAUAAGGAAAUGAGCAAGUUAAACCAAAACCUGAGUGAUGUCCUUGUGACUCUAGAGAAAGAACAUGCAACAUGCACCUAUCCCAUUAAAGCUCAGCCAAGAAAGAAAACUAAACUCUUCUCCAGGCUGAGGAAAACGAUGAGCAGUGACAGCACAAAAGCAAACAAACCUCCUUCAUCUCCACCUGAUGGGACUCCCAUCACCAGUCCUGAGAUCAAGGCCGUCAACCAUGAACCAGAGCCAUCCACUUUGGAAACUCCUGGGGGAGGCAUUCCCAAGUCUCCUUCUCAGUUGAGGAAGGGUCCUCCUGUGCCGCCACCUCCAAAACUCACUCCAUCCAAGGAGAUGAAGCAGGAGAACAUCAUCAACCUGUUUGAUGACAAUUUUGUCCCAGAGAUCAGUGUGACAACCCCCUCACAGUUUGAUGCCCCUGGGUCCUUCCAAGAGGGAGCCAGCCUAUUGGAUCUGGAUUUUGAUCCCAUUAAACCAAAUAACAGCCUUGUAGGGAAGUCGCCCACGCCUGCUACCCAGUCCUUGCCUUGGGAUUUAUGGGAGCCUGAAAAAACUCCCUCUAGCAGUGUGCAAUCUGUGGAUCAGUUUCCUGCCGAUAAUCCUAGCAAUAGUGCAUUUGUGGUAGACUGGCCAGAUCAGCCCACUCAGGUUAUCAGCCAAUCUACAGAAGCCACUCCUGCUGAGGCUGAGGGAGCUGGCAAAGAAGGAGCAGCUGGAGCUGAAGCAGCAGCUAAAACCGAAACUGAUCCAGGAUCUGCCUCAAGUUCUCUGCCCACUGUAGUUGUGGAGACUUUCCCAGCUGCCGUCAAUGGAACAGAUGAGAGUGGAGCCCUCUCCGAGAGGCCUGACAUGCCACCAGGGUUCCUCUUCAAGGUACAAGCCAUGCAUGACUACGCAGCUACUGACAGUGAUGAAUUGCAGCUGAAGGCUGGAGAUGUUGUGCUGGUGAUUCCAUUUGACAAUCCAGAGGAGCAGGAUGAAGGAUGGCUGAUGGGUGUGAAAGAAUCUGAUUGGCUUCAGCACAAAGAAUUUGACCAAUGCCGGGGAGUUUUCCCAGAGAAUUUCACUGAGCGCGUGCAGUGAGCUGUUGCAGCUCUGUAGACAGCUUCUCUUCCACAAGGAAGCAAGAGGUGUUUUCUCCCCCUCCUCCUCAGGAAGGUCUAAAAAAAAGUAAUUGGAAGAAUGUUUUUUUAAAGCAGCAUAAAGGUUGGAUUCUUCAUAGAAAACAAUGUUUUAGAAGUACACUGAAUCAAAGUAUUAUCAAAGAUAUAGAUAAUAAAGAAAGACAGGUUGGAAAAAAUCCUUUUUCUGUUUGAGUUGAAUAAGGUCAAUUCAGAAGGUUGUCACUGAGUGGUGGAGCGAUGUCGUGUGAAAUAGGAUGUGCUCAGCAUCGUAAGGUGUGGAUAUGAGCAGUUGUGUUGUCCUGAAACUACACAAUAAAGCUUAUCUUGUGGGAAGGCACAGUCAA